AGUGACGGCGGACCGCCGGAAACCGUAGAUUCGGGGAGGUCGGAGCCGCAGGGAGCUGUAGUUCUCCCGCGGAUCAGAGAACUAGGCAGAGAGCGGAGCUGGCGGCCGGGCAGCAUGGCGGGGCUGGAGCUCUUGUCGGACCAGGGCUACCGGGUGGACGGUCGGCGCGCCGGGGAGCUGCGUAAGAUCCAGGCUCGGAUGGGCGUGUUCGCGCAGGCUGACGGCUCGGCCUACAUCGAGCAGGGCAACACCAAGGCGCUGGCGGUGGUCUACGGCCCGCACGAGAUCCGGGGUUCCCGGGCUCGAGCCCUGCCGGACAGGGCCCUAGUGAAUUGUCAAUAUAGUUCAGCGACCUUCAGCACAGGUGAGCGCAAGCGAAGGCCACAUGGGGACCGGAAGUCCUGUGAGAUGGGCCUGCAGCUCCGCCAGACUUUCGAGGCAGCCAUCCUCACACAGCUGCACCCACGCUCCCAGAUUGAUAUCUAUGUGCAGGUGCUACAGGCAGAUGGUGGGACCUAUGCAGCUUGUGUGAAUGCAGCCACACUGGCAGUGCUGGAUGCUGGGAUACCCAUGAGAGACUUUGUGUGUGCGUGCUCAGCUGGCUUUGUGGACGGCACAGCCCUGGCGGACCUCAGCCAUGUGGAGGAAGCAGCUGGUGGCCCCCAGCUGGCCCUGGCCUUGCUGCCAGCCUCGGGACAGAUUGCGCUGCUUGAGAUGGAUGCCCGGCUGCACGAGGACCACCUGGAGCGGGUGUUGGAGGCUGCUGCCCAGGCUGCUCGAGAUGUGCACACCCUCUUGGACAGAGUGGUCCGGCAGCAUGUGCGUGAGGCCUCUAUCUUGCUGGGGGACUGACCACCCAGCCACCCAUGUCCAGAAUAAAACCCUCCUCUGCCCACACAA
Rhinopithecus roxellana (golden snub-nosed monkey) is the source of this 900-nucleotide messenger RNA. RefSeq names its product exosome component 4 (gene EXOSC4). Lineage: Eukaryota; Metazoa; Chordata; Mammalia; Primates; Cercopithecidae. The record is from RefSeq and is a predicted model, not a curated record. Gene Ontology annotation, cellular component: nucleolus; nuclear exosome (RNase complex); cytoplasmic exosome (RNase complex). Gene Ontology annotation, biological process: nuclear mRNA surveillance; U4 snRNA 3'-end processing; rRNA catabolic process. The transcript has 3 exons. Bases 115 to 852 code for a protein of 245 amino acids.